This is a messenger RNA of Choloepus didactylus (southern two-toed sloth), 1386 nucleotides long. RefSeq names its product insulin like growth factor binding protein 2 (gene IGFBP2). Gene Ontology annotation, molecular function: insulin-like growth factor II binding; insulin-like growth factor I binding. The record is from RefSeq and is a predicted model, not a curated record. Gene Ontology annotation, cellular component: extracellular region. NCBI's taxonomy places the organism in Eukaryota, Metazoa, Chordata, Mammalia, Pilosa, Megalonychidae. The coding region runs from base 97 to 1026 and encodes 309 amino acids. Gene Ontology annotation, biological process: regulation of insulin-like growth factor receptor signaling pathway. The transcript is spliced from 4 exons.
GGGGGAGGAGAAAGAAGCGGAGCAGGCGGCUCCCGCGCUCGCUGGGCCGAGCCACCUGCCCGCUCUCUCGCCGCCGUCGCGCUCAUCACCGCCAACAUGCUGCCGAGAAUGGGCGGCCCUGCGCUGCCGCUGCUCCUGUCGCCGCUGCUGCUGCUGCUGCUGGGUGCGGGCAGCAGCCGCCGCGAGGUGGGCGCCGAGGUGCUGUUCCGCUGCCCACCCUGCACGCCCGAGCGCCUGGCCGCCUGCGGGCCCCCGCCGCCCGCUGCGGGGUCCGGGGAGGCCGGUGGCGCCCGCGCGCCCUGCGCGGAGCUGGUUCGGGAGCCGGGCUGCGGCUGCUGCUCCGUGUGCGCCCGGCUGGAGGGCGAGGCGUGCGGCGUCUACACCCCGCGCUGCGCCCAGGGGCUGCGCUGCUAUCCCCACCCGGACUCUGAGCUGCCCCUGCAGGCGCUGGUCCAGGGCGAGGGCACUUGCGAAAAGCGCCGGGACACCGAGUACGGAGCCAGCCCGGAGCAGGUUACAGACGAGGGUGGCCUGGCUGAGAACCACGUGGAUGGGACCGUGAACAUGCUGAAUGGUGGAGGUCCUCCUGGCCGCAAGACCCUUACGUCGGGCAUGAAGGAGCUGGCCGUGCUCCGGGAGAAGGUCACUGAGCAGCACCGGCAGAUGGGCAAGGGGGGCAAGCAGCACCUCAGCCUGGAGGACCCCAAGAAGCUGCGGCCGCCACUUACCAGGACCCCCUGCCAGCAAGAGUUGGACCAGGUCCUGGAACGGAUCUCCACCAUGCGCCUUCCAGACGAGCGGGGCCCGCUGGAGCACCUCUACUCCUUGCACAUCCCCAACUGCGACAAGCAUGGCCUGUACAACCUCAAACAGUGCAAGAUGUCUCUGAACGGGCAACGUGGGGAGUGCUGGUGCGUGAACCCCAACACUGGGAAGCUGAUCCAGGGAGCCCCCACCAUCCGUGGGGACCCCGAGUGUCACCUCUUCUACAACGAGCAGCAGGAGGCCCGCGGGCGCACCCAGUAGAUAGAGUAAACCAGAGCCAGCCGUGCCUGGUGUCCCCCCUCCCCCUCCCCCCUCUCCAAACACCGGCAGAGAAGGGGGAGCACCUGGAUGGGAGGUGGUGGAGGAUUUUCCAGGAGUUUUGACAUGUGUAUUUAUAUUUGAAAGAGACCAGCCCCGAGCUUGGGCACACCCCCUGCCAUCCCCCUUCUGCCUCCCCAGCAGGAGAUGCCUACAGCCUCCCCUUCUCACUUCCCCACUGGGAAGACAGAGGGCUGGUUACAGUGGGGAGCUGGGGUAAAUGUUUGGGAGGUGGGAAAAAGACAUUUUUAUUUUUGAACCUCUGUGUCUCUUUCACUUACAAUUAAAGGAAGGAAAAAUAAA